Syzygium oleosum is the source of this 975-nucleotide messenger RNA. RefSeq names its product phosphoenolpyruvate carboxylase kinase 2. The transcript is spliced from 2 exons. The record is from RefSeq and is a predicted model, not a curated record. NCBI's taxonomy places the organism in Eukaryota, Viridiplantae, Streptophyta, Magnoliopsida, Myrtales, Myrtaceae. Gene Ontology annotation, molecular function: calmodulin binding; ATP binding; calcium-dependent protein serine/threonine kinase activity. Bases 75 to 926 code for a protein of 283 amino acids. Gene Ontology annotation, biological process: intracellular signal transduction; peptidyl-serine phosphorylation; protein autophosphorylation. Gene Ontology annotation, cellular component: nucleus; cytoplasm.
AAACAACCUCAAAACAGGACACGCAGACAAGAACAGCAGGCAACAGCAAGCAGCACAGCGCCUAACCCAAGAAGAUGUGCGAUGCCCUGAAGAACAGCUACCACCUCCUGGAGGAGCUCGGCCGCGGCCGCUUCGGCACCAUCUACCGCUGCUUCUCCCCGGCCAAGAACGCCUUCUUCGCAUGCAAGGUCAUCGACAAGUCCCUCCUCUCCGACGACCCCGCCGACCGCGCCUGCCUCGAGCACGAGCCCAAGAUCAUGUCCCUCCUCUCCCCGCACCCCCACGUCGUCUCCAUCGUCGACGCCUUCGACUCCCCCUCCUCCCUCUCCCUCGUCAUGGAGCUCUGCGACCGCCGCACCCUCUUCGACGUCGUCGCCCACCGCGGAUCCCUCCCCGAGGCCGAGGCCUGCCGCCUCGUCGGCCAGCUCCUCUCCGCCGUCGCGCACUGCCACCGCCUCCGGGUCGUCCACCGCGACGUCAAGCCCGAGAACGUCCUGCUCGACCCCCGCGGCGGCGGCCUGAAGCUCGCCGACUUCGGGUCGGCGGUCUGGCUCGGCGGCGAGGGGAGGGCCGCGACGGCGGAGGGCGUCGUGGGGACGCCGUACUACGUCGCGCCGGAGGUGCUGCUGGGGAGGGAGUACAACGACAAGGUGGACGUGUGGAGCGUCGGGGUGAUCCUGUACAUCAUGGUGUCCGGGGUGCCUCCGUUCUACGGGGACUCGGUGGAGGAGAUCUUCGAGAAGGUGGUGCGGGGGAAUUUGAGGUUCCCGACGAAGCAUUUCAGAGGGGUGUCCGCGGAUGUUAAGGAUCUGCUCAGGAAGAUGAUAUGCCGGGACGUUAACCGGCGGUUCUCUGCAGAGCAGGCUUUGAGGCAUCCAUGGAUUCUGAAUGGAGGCGAGACAAACUCACUGCCUGAUCUGACCUGAAUAAUGGGAAGACCCCCCCGCCCCCUCCUCUCCCGAAUCGAAUCCAAAA